Messenger RNA from Anisakis simplex (herring worm), 438 nucleotides. The record is from the annotation of a GenBank genome assembly. Lineage: Eukaryota; Metazoa; Nematoda; Chromadorea; Rhabditida; Anisakidae.
AUGAUCAACGCGGAUGAGGCGAGUGAACCGAGGAGUGAACAUCAAUCGACGGAUGCUGGUUUAGCGAAAAUGUUGAAAGAGGAAACCGUUCUUGGCUAUGAGGACGAUGUUGCCGCUGAUAACAGAAAGAUGCUUUGCGAAAUGAAUUUGGAAGGGUUGAAUCAAGAGCGAAUGAAUUCGUUGACAGCCAAAGCAGAUGAGAUAUCAAGUGCCGAUGCGAAUUCCAUCGAUCCGAGUGAAUCACCGGAAAGUAGUGUGACAUGUCACGCAGCAAUCAAUACACCAUCUUCCACGACGAAUCAUCAUAUUGAAAAAAGGCAUAUCUGUGUGAUUUGUGGAAAGGAAGUACUUCAAGCAUGGUGUGGUGAAUGGAAUCGUGUAUCGCCAUCGAAUCACCUUGGUAGGCAACUAAGAGUCAGUGAAUAUAGAAUACUGUGA